This is a messenger RNA of Hemibagrus wyckioides, 2318 nucleotides long. RefSeq names its product CD209 antigen-like protein C. Gene Ontology annotation, molecular function: signaling receptor activity. NCBI's taxonomy places the organism in Eukaryota, Metazoa, Chordata, Actinopteri, Siluriformes, Bagridae. Bases 176 to 877 code for a protein of 233 amino acids. The record is from RefSeq and is a predicted model, not a curated record. The transcript has 5 exons.
CUGAUGUACACACACAUACACACUCAUGUAAUCUAAGACAUGACAGCUGAAUAAUGUAGUGUAGACUUUAAGACCGCUGUAAUUUUAAAUUCUACCAGGUCUUUAGGAGAAUAUUUCACACACACUCGAGUGUAACACGAUUACUGCAGAGAUCAGAACAGACAGGACAUUAGAUAUGCAGAACAGUUCCAGAGGUGGUGGUUCAUCGGAAUGCGAAUAUGCAAAUUGGGAGAAACCCCGAAAUUCCUGGAACAAAAACAAGCAGGAUCCUCAAUGCUCAGGAGGUGAUACAGCAUGGAGCAGAUGUUCCAGGUUGAUGGCAGUGUGUGCAGCGCUGCUGUGUGUUCUCCUGCUGAGCGUCACUAUACUGCAAUCAGUGAAACUCAACAACAUGACCGGAGAAAGAGACCAGUUGCAGAUCAGGUAUGACAACAUGACCUCAGAGAGAGACCAGCUUCAUGCUGAGAGAGAUGAACUGCAGAAGAUACAGAAGAAGUUGAAUUAUACCAUCCAGCAGCAUCUGAGAUAUUUUGUCACAAAGCACACGCGCUGGAACGAGGCUAGACAGGAAUGCAGAUCGAAAGGAGCCGACCUUGUGAUCAUCAACAGCCAAGAAGAACAGGAGUUCCUCAGUCAGAUGUUUAGUGGUGAGGCUUGGAUUGGUCUCAGUGACAGUGCUGAAGAGGGGAAGUGGAUGUGGGUGGAUGGCACAAAAAUGACCACAGGGUUCUGGUGGCAAGGAGAACCUAAUGACUACGAGCAAAAGGAGGACUGCGCUGCAACUGGCAGCAGACAUGCUAAAGCCAAAGUUACGACAUGGGCUGAUUAUUCCUGUGAAACUGAAUUAAAUGCAAUUUGUGAAAUGGAGGCAAAAUGAUUAGAGCAGAAAUCUGUUUUAACUAAAAAAAAAAUAUGUGUAUUUUGUUAAUCUGUUUCUUAUCCAGGGUCAAAGUCAUGGUUUAUGCCAUAUUCAGAUAGUUUUGUAAAAAUGUUGCAGGGCAGUGAUGAUUUUUUUUAAAGGAAAUAAUCUGAAAUCAAUAUAAUCAAAUGUAGUCAAAUGCAGUAUAAUCUGCAAAAAAAUGAAAGGAAAGAAGAAGAAAAGGGGAAUAAUGGCAAUGCCAGGAAAUUAGAAAACUGUUUCACAUGUUAGGACAGAUUAAGUAAAUGUGCAAGAUGUAGGUGAGAUGGAUAUUUCUUUGAGACCUGGAAACCCUGUUUUUCCCUGGAUUAAACCCUGUGGUUGGGGUGUGUCCCUUAAAUCCCUUGGAUUAAACCCUGUUUAAUCCAACAUCAAUUAUAAUUUUAAAGAGUCAAAAUUAUUCCACAGGUAUUCUGACCAGUCAGGUUUCCUGUAUCAUCAUCAUGCAUUACCUUAUUAUUUAUAUGCUUUUUGCUUGGUUAUCUUACUAAAUGAUGAACUGAUAUUACUCAAUAGAGAGAUCUGGUCUAACUACUGUAUAUCAUCUGAUUUUAAACUUUUUCGCAGAAGCCAAAAAAAAAUGGAAUUUGCAGUUGUUUGGUUAUGUUCAUGUUGAUGAUUGAAUGUCUUUGUCAUGUCCCACUCCACAGUGGAGGUUAAUAUGAAGCUCAUAUAAAAGUAGACACUCAGGACUUUAAGAAUUUGUAGUGUUUCAGAAGUAUUUCUGUUUUUCCCUAUCCUACUAGUAUAUGGCGUCAAAUUCGCACCAUAAGUAUCAUACUCGUAAGAAAAAAAUACACGUGAAUCACAGAAUUGAACACAAAAUUUUAAAAAAUAAUACAAACAAACAAACAAACAAAAAAAAAAUUAAAAACAAACUUCUAUUUACUGUUCUUACUUUACUGCUUGUUGUCUCUGCUACUUUUUGCUCGUUAUUUAAUUUUCUGUUUAUUCACCGUUCACUUUUGUUCUUCUUUCCAAGUUGCUAGUUUCCAUUCCAGUAAAAGUCUCCAUUGGUCCACUGCUCCUCGAGGAAGAAAGCAAUGUCAUCCACACCUGAACAAAACACCUGGGACAUUUCAGAACCAUUUUAGACAUACUGUAUUACAACUGAUUCAUUGGACAGUUAAUACUAACGUAUACAUUGAUAUCGAUUACAUGUAGUAGUGCGGAAUCACAGAUCUUCUCACUUGCUCAAGACAGGUUCAAACAGUAACAGUGUCGCAUGUCAGUGACGUCACUUUGCUGAUUGGCUAGAGAAGGGCAGUAGGUUGAGAAGCAGUGGACCAAUGGAGACUUUUAUCCCUGCCCCCUAAUCUGCAUUAAACUCCAGUUGUGAUUUUUGGAAUAACAAACUAGCAACUUGGAAAGAAGAACACAGAAAAGUGAACCACGAAUA